CAUCUCUCUGUCACAGAGUACCACCUGUACUCUCCGUCUGCACGCGCCUCUGCCCAUUGAGCACGCGCCCCCUCUCACGCGCGCUCCUAUACUCACACAAACAUGGCGGCCAACACUUCACCGCUACGCUCCUCCUUCAGGAUUUGCAGUCCGUUUAACGUAAACUACCGCUGCCACCGGGCCGUCCUGCGGCCGCACAGGAAGCACGACAGUCCGCGGAGACAUUUCCACCAGUCUACGAUCAGGCAUGCAGCGGUGGUGUUUUCUGGAGCAGAGUUGGCUCGUAAGCUCCACAGGGAGAUCCAGCGUGAUGUGGAGGAGCUGGUGUCUCAGGGUAAUGUGAGACCUCACCUGGGAGUGGUUUUAGUCGGAGACGACCCCGCCAGUCGCACCUAUGUUAGGAACAAGACUCGGGCAGCCAGCAUCCUGGGUAUUUCCAGCGACACGGUGGUUCUGCCGAGCUCAGUGUCGCAGGAGAAGCUGCUGGAACUGAUCGACAAGAUGAACCGCGACUGGAAGGUCAGCGGCCUGUUGGUCCAGCUGCCGCUUCCUGAGCACAUCAACGAGCGAGCCGUCUGCAACGCCAUCGCUCCAGAGAAGGACGUUGACGGCUUCCAUAUCGUAAACAUUGGAAAGUUGUGCUUGGAUCAGAGAUCCAUGAUUCCUGCCACACCGGCAGCUGUCUGGGAGAUCAUCAAAAGAGCAGGCAUUGAAACGGCGGGAAAAAAUGUCCUGGUGGCAGGUCGCUCCAAAAACGUUGGAAUGCCCAUCGCAAUGUUGCUGCACAGCGAUCGCAUCCACGAAAGGCCUGGAGGGACUGGAGGCAGAAUCUGCAAAUACGGAGACCUCCAUCCCUGUCUCACCUCCCACCCCCACGGCCAAAGUGACGCGACAGUUACCAUCGCCCACAGGAGAACGCCAAGGGAACGUCUCAAAGAGCUAACGAAUCUGGCUGAUAUCAUUGUUGCAGCCGCAGGAGUUCCUGGACUGAUCACAGCCGAUAUGGUGAAAGAGGGGGCAGCUGUCAUUGACGUAGGCAUAAACCGCAUCCAGGAUCCAAAAACGGGGAAAGUCCGGCUCGUCGGCGACGUCGACUUUGAAGGAGUGAAGGACAAGGCGGGUUUCAUCACGCCGGUUCCUGGAGGCGUGGGUCCGAUGACUGUGGCCAUGCUGAUGAAGAAUACUGUGACUGCUGCCAGGAAUGCUCUAAUGCAUUAAACCUAACACACUAUUUAUUUUAAUGAACA
Messenger RNA from Oryzias melastigma (Indian medaka), 1247 nucleotides. RefSeq names its product methylenetetrahydrofolate dehydrogenase (NADP+ dependent) 2 like (gene mthfd2l). Gene Ontology annotation, molecular function: methenyltetrahydrofolate cyclohydrolase activity; methylenetetrahydrofolate dehydrogenase (NAD+) activity; methylenetetrahydrofolate dehydrogenase (NADP+) activity. The coding region runs from base 103 to 1218 and encodes 371 amino acids. The record is from RefSeq and is a predicted model, not a curated record. The transcript is spliced from 9 exons. Gene Ontology annotation, biological process: tetrahydrofolate interconversion. NCBI's taxonomy places the organism in Eukaryota, Metazoa, Chordata, Actinopteri, Beloniformes, Adrianichthyidae. Gene Ontology annotation, cellular component: mitochondrion.